AUGAGAAGUUUUCUCGAAAAUCGAGAUCGAUUUGGGAAGGCCCCUUCUGGAAUUGAACAUGUUGGAAUAUUGAAGGUGCCUGUUUUUUUUUUUCAAACAACAUCUGGAUUAAAUGUUUCAGAAGGCUGUAGACGAGACUCAAUUUUUUAAUUCUGGUCUUCGCAAUAAUCAAAGAAUUCAUAAUGCGCGACAUGUCAAGUUCGAGGAGGUUUGUUGUAUAAUAAAGUUUUUUUAAUUUAAAAAAAUUGAAAGUUUCUGCAUUAUCGUGAAUUUAGGGGCCUACAAGUCCAAGAGAAGAUUCGAUUCAGAAUGUCAGCUCCCGGAAAAGUGAAAGAAUUCAGGGUUUGCAAAAAUCAAAUUUUGAUGAGGUACUUUUUCCCAAUUCCUUUAAAAUGCGUUGUUUUCCGUUUUCUCUCGGAAGAACGUCUCAAAAUUUGUUGAAAAAUUGCAAGGCUAGUCAAUUCAGACUUCUUUUUCAAACGGUACGACAAUCCGGACAGUCGGCUUUACGAAUAACGAAUCAAUUCAAACUCCUCAAAUGAAAUUCAGAGGGGUUUGUUUUCAUAGUUUUUUUUUUGUGAAACAUGAUGCUUUUCAAAAUAAAUCCAAAAAUGUGAAUUGCUACGGUAUUAGGUUAAAUUAGAGAAUCCUUUAGGGCUGAAGAGUUGUUAAAAUCGAAAUUUCACGCUCAAUAAAUUAUGAUUGAUAUAGAGUAUUUAAGACAGAUGAAAAGCUUGUAAAAAUUCGCUAAUUUUUGUAUUUUUUUUUUCAGGAUUCAUUUCCUCGCUUAUUGUAUUCGGACAGGGAAGGAUCAAAAUUGCUGGAAAUGACCGAUUCUGUUGGUUUUUUUUUCUUUUGAACUUUUCGAACAGUUUUUGAGUGUUUUGAUUUGAAAAAUUAAGCUUUUAAUUCAAUAUUGUUUUCCAUUCAAAGUUAUUGAAUAUUUCAACUUAAGUCCUUUUUUCAACUGCUUACUUUGUGAGGAACCCUUUUUUGCUCCAAGAACGCUUCUUAUUAAUUAUCAACCUCGAAAAAAGAAACGCCGAUCCUUUUGAAACCGAAAACUUGCGUCUCUUUUCCGAUUUCGUUCAGAAACCAAUCGGUAAGGUUUAGGAUGAGACGGAAGAUUGUGCAACUACAGCUACAGAAACCAUCAGAAUUUCAAGAGCUCUGAGAGAUAGAAAAGAAGUUUUUCAGUUUUCUUUUUUGAUCCCUUAAUCAUAACUUUUAGGGCAAGUGUUUGAAACUAAAAUACGGCGUAGUCCAACGUCAGAAGCAAAAAAAGGCUCUUGCGCGGUUGUUUAUAGAGGUAUUUUAGAAAUCAUGCGAAGGUCGCAUGUUUAAUUGCUCGAAAAGCUUUGCUUCAAGAAACGAAAACUUUAUUUGACGGCUUGAAACACCAGUUUCAACAACCGCAUCGAGCCAUUCAAUGUGUGACCUCGGCUCAUACUCUACAUUGUUCAGUAAUUUUUAGGAGAGCCAUCAUAAUUUCGGUACAACUAUCAAGACCUUUGGAGAAUCAAUGAUCUUUCAGGAGGAGCAGAAAGAAGUUAUUUAGAUUUUCUUUUCAAAAGUUCUUCAAAUCAUUAUAGAACGAGUUUUUGAAGAGAGAAGAAAAAGAAAUUCAGCGACAGGAGCGAAAAAAGGCCGUUUCACGCUUAUUUAUGGUACUUUAAAUGGAGGAAAUUUUUUUUAAUAUUCACACGUGGAGUAUCUCAAGCGUAGCGGUUAACAGCCCCAUCUCAAAUUUGAAAAAAAAUUAAUUUUUAUUAGAACAGCGCGACCGCGACGGUUUGAGCCAUUCUACCUGCGACCAGAAAAAAUUUCUGGUCGGCGCAAUUAAAUCUGUGUGAUUCAGGUAGAUGAAGGAAAUUCUAGCACAACCAUUAAAACAAUUGGAUUUUUAGAAGAUUUACGCGAGCAAAUCGAAGUUAGUCUUUAUUUUUUUAUUUGAAAUUUUUUUAUUGAUUUUUUUAGAGCGAUUCACUAGGAGAAGAAGAAGAAUUUCAGCGUCGAGAACGAAAAAAAUUUCGAGGUCGUGGCUAUUCACGAAGGUUUUCCUCAAAAGAAAUCAUGUUAAAUCCGUGGCGCACUUGAAAUGAGCAGAAGCGAAACGACUGCGAAGCGGAUCUUUUUGUCAGAUUAGAAAAAUACUUGCAGAAUGGUUAUUGAAGCCAUUCUAGGUGCGAUCACGGCCUCUAAAGUCGCCAUGAAAAGGAUUAAACUAAUUUUCAAUUUUUUUUAGGAAGGUGAGGAAAAUUUUGAUACAACUAACAGAAGCGUCGAUGACACACAGUUUUGGAGAGAGGAGGAAGACGUUUGUCAAUAUAACUUUUUGAGGUUGUAGCAAUCAAUCGAUUCCAGAGAGAGUUUUCAAUAAGAGAAGAUGACGAAUUCCAGACUCAGGAGUAUGAUGAAGUAGAAUCGCAACAAUUCAUGGAGGAAGAAAGUUCUGAGAGCAUCAUGAUAACCAUUGGAAAUCCACGAGCAGUGAGAAAGGAAAAAAAAUUGUUUUUUGAAAAUAUAUUUUACAGAGCGAGCUUCUAAAACGAAUGAAAGGCCAAAAUCAGCCCCUUGAGCGUAGAAAUGGCACAUUGCGGCAAUUUAUGAUGGUAUUUUUCUUUAAAAAUCAAUAUUACCCAUGGUCGCGCGUUGAAUCGAAUUUUUGGACGUCUAAUUUGAAACAACACUUUCAACCAUUCCACAUGCGACAAUUUCCGUUCAAUCCGUGCUAAUGGAUUUUACAGAUUUCUUUUUAGGAGAGUGAGAGAGCUUACGGUACAACCAUCAAAACUAUUGGAAACACUGGAGAAGAAAACAAUCAGAAAAAAGUUAGUCAAUAGUUAUUUUGAAUUUUUUUCUGGCUAUGAAAUGCUUUGAGAUGCGUUCAACAGAUUUGCGCGAAUAGACUUGAAAUCUGCUGAUUUCAAACAUCCAGUUAGAAUGGAGCUACCGCGAAGCUUUUAGCCAUUUCAUUGUCACGCCGCGAUUAUGUUAUGAAAAUAUACUUUAGGAAAGUGAGGAAAUUCGUUCUCCUGAAACCGUCGAAAGUCCAAAGUUCGCGAAAAAACAAGAAGAAGUUUUUUGAAAUACUUUUCUUCGAUUUUUUUUUUCUCAUAAUUAUUAGAGCGAGCCUUCGAGACGUGUCAAAGAAGAAAAUCUGCGUCCGGAACGCAAAGGCGGAAUUUUGAGGCUGUUCAUGAUGGUAUGUUCAGAAAGCCGCACGUAGAAUGGAAAAAUAGGUGCGCCCGACAUUAAAACUACUUACGCGUCAACAUGCGAGUCUACUUGCACUUCGAAUUUUUCAUCCAUUCUACCUGCGGCCAAGACUUUCUUAAUCAAGUACAAAUUGAUUUCACUAAUUGACUUUAUAGGAAAGUGAGAAAGCUUACGGCACAACAAUUAGAACCAUCGGAAACUCUGGGAGAUCCAGGAAUCAGAACGACGAAGUUGGUCAAAAUUCGUUUCAGUGAAACUUUUGAAAAUAUAAUCCUUCCAAACAAACGUCCUUAAAAGAGGCGUUAGGGUUUUUUGUAGUGUUCUUUGACUCAAGCUUAAAUUAAUUUUCAAUUUUUUUCGUUUUUCCAUCCAAAGUCGGAAGUUCCGAAAUUUAGAGCUGGCAAUACUUUAAUAUUUUUCUUUUUGCAUUACUUUUCAAGACUUGAACAAGAAUACUUAAUUUUUUGAACUUCAAACUUGAAUUUCUGUUUGCAUUUCAAAAGCUUUCACGUCUAUCAGGACUCAUUUCCCAUUUGGAAACAAUCAAGAGCACUUUUUCAAAUGUUUAUCUUUUCAACCUCCGUCUUUUUCUUCUCUCUGAUGUUUCAUCUUCUUUUAUUUGUAAAUUCACUAAUUUUUCCAAGAUGGCGACAAUUUCCAUCUUUUUUUCUACAAUUUUCGUAUUUGAUUGGAAAUAGGAACUCCUAUUGUGACACAUCUCGUGAUUUUUUAUUUGAGGCAUUUUUCGUGGUUCUUUUCGAUGGCUCAGACCAUAAAAUGGAGGAAGUAUGGGAGAUGUUUCUCUGCUGUCUCUCUUCAAUUGGGAAGGUUUCUAGCGUUCGACUAUCGAUGAAUCUGCAUUAUGGGAUCAAUAACUUCUACAUAUUCGCCCAAAUUUAGUUUAACUUUAUAGACUUUUCCUUCGCAAGGUUCCGAAUUCCAAUAACUUUUGAUUAGUCCAAGGGAACGCGAAAGAGUCCCAUAUGGGAGACCGAGAAUGAAUGUCAAGUGUCAACCAUUUACACUGUGAGACAAUCGCGUUGGAGCAGGUGCGAGUAAUUAGUCAAGGGGUCGAUAACGCACCUUUUCACCUCAAAUUGAAUCUUUCAUUUUUUCCCUUUUUCUAUUUGUUUUUUUUUUAGUUCGAUUUUCGCAUCUUUUCUUCCUUUAUUUCUCCAUUUUUUUUUUUUUACAUCAAACCUCUUUCUCUUUUUUUUUGUCCGGAAAACAAUUAUCUUUGGAAAAAAACCGAUUAUCAUGACCUUCAUCUUCAAUUUUUUAAAAAUUGCUUCGACAAUUUGUCCCGACAAAUGCCACCUAGGCGCCGACCAAGGGUCCACUCCAGGGAUCCUGUUAAGUUUCUCUCUUUCUGAUUUUCCUCACUGGAAAUUUCAGCUUCAUAGCAGCUUUUUUUUCGUAAAAAAAACUUGAUCCGCUGAUAGAUUGAAGUAAGUGUUUUAAAACUGAGUCACGAAUUUCAGAAGGUUUUCUUCAAAAUUGAGUUCAUAGCCUUUUAUUAAUUCUUCAUAUCAAUUUAAAUUAUCAAAUCUUUUCGAAUCCCUAAUAGAAGAGAAUCUAAGUGGAAAAGUUGAAAAAAAAGUUUUUAAUGAAAAGAAAUAAAAAGUUUUUCUUUUGACAUUAUUGUCUUGCCUUCGUUUUUUUGGAAAACAUCUUUUUUUAUUUUUCUUUUGUUCUCACUCUUUGUCCCAUACCUUGCCUUGUUUGAAAAGUUUGAAAAAGUUUUGAAUUUUCAGAGGCGUAGUUCAAUGAUGGUCGGCUGUGUAGCAGAAGCCGUCGCUGACACUACGCCCGAUGAUUCACCCACGAAAAAUCCUCCUGGCUCUUUGCCAACGAAAAAGCCGGUAAAUUUUUUCUCGAGAUGAUGGAUCUAGUUCGAGGUUUUAAGAAAAGUCUGAAAAAGCAGCCUUUACUCCAAAAAUUUUAAAACAGAUGAAAUUUUGUUUUUUUCUAUAUAUUUUCAAAUUUUGAAUUUUUUCAGAGACGACCCGAUCAGCUGUUGUAUACACCACGUCAAAGAGCUCUCGAGAGUCCAAAUUCUUCAGAAAAAGUCGGGAAUUCUCCACCGAACUUCAGGGUAUUUUUUAUUUAUUUGAAAUUAGCUGGUUUAUAAUGAAAUUAAAAAAAUUCAAUUUACUAGGCAAUUCCUUGACUAUGAGCGAGAACCUUUUUUUGCGGAUUAUUGUAAAAAAAUUUUUAUUCUAGCAUAACCUCUAUAAUUGUCUUUUUCGCUUCAUCCUCACAGUACGAGGGAAAAACUUUUUUUCUAAUUACUCAGGAUUCAUCGUAUCAACAAAAGAUAUUUCAUUCUCUGAAACUAUAUUCUUCAGAGAGAAGAAAAGUCGGUUUCACCUUUGGCUCUGCCAUCGAGAAGUCCAAUGAAAGCUCUGGCGAGAAUCGAGAAAAAAUCGCCACUGACAAAAAAAGAGGCGUCGCCCCAACGGGUGAUACAACGUUUGAUCCAGCACAUUUCAAGUCCUCAGAAUGGCGAUAGAAAAGAACCUCGUGACUUGAUGAAGGUAUUUUCAUCCUUGCAAAAUAUUUUUUCAAAAAAAAAACUAGAAAAACAUUUCCUGGUUAAAAAACCAUUUUUUUACCAAAAAAAUAAAUUCAAAAAUUGAUUUAAGCUUGGUUAAAAAUCGAUAGUUUUUGGGGAAAUUCUCUUUUUUUCGGUAGAAUGUUGACGUAACUCAUGAGGAAGUGAUUUUUGAUUUGCAUUUUGUGCUUUUGAAGAUCGGAAAUCUGAUUGUGUUAAUGAUUUUGACUUUUUUUGUCAAAGUUUUCCAAAUUUUAUGCAUUCGUUUCCAUAUCAAUGCGUAGAUUAGCGAAAAAUAUUUAUUUUAAUGCGAUAUUCUUUAAAAAAACUAUCUCAAUUUUUCAUUUAAGGAGAAAGAUUUGAAGAAACUCGUCGAAACUCCGAGUACUUCUUUCGACUGCUGCGAGGUAUGAAAAAUCGAUGAAAUUAUUAAAUAUUAAAAAUCAUUUAGCAUGAAGAAAUACGUCCUGUGAAAAAGUUUUCCAAGCCUACACUUUCAAAGGAGUUUUGUGAAAAGGUUCUUUCAUUCAUCUUUCCCUUGAGGUAGCUGAUUUUCCAGGUCCUUGGAACGUUGAGUAGUGAACCAAUAACCGCUCGAACAAGAAGAUCUUUGAAACAGGAGCAGAAGUCCGAGGAAAAGAAAGAAGACGAACCGGUGGGAAAUGAAAAAGGAGGAGGGGUUUUAAUAUUUCAAAAUUUGAGCUGAAAUUCAUCGAUUCGCACUUCCAUCCGGAUUUUAUCUACAAUAAGAUUCCGGGCAAGAAACAGAACGAUGGUCUCGAUGAAUGGGUCCAAAAAUAUCCGAACGCGUUUCCCGAUAGCUUCGAAGGUACACCUAUAUUUCAUGUUCUCGGUUUUUAUUUGAAUUUUUCACUCUAUUUUUCAUCAGUUAAAUUGAAAUUAAAGGCGCUAUCGCCAACUUCAUCGACGUUCCCAGAUACCUGGAGCAAAAUAAAAAUUCUACCAUCAAGUGGAUUCAGAGGGAAAUUCAGGUAAUCUGCUUCUUGAAAUUGAUUUAAAUAAGAUUUCCAGUCGGAACUCUAUGUGGGAGCGACGUAUGGCAUCCAUCCUCACUUUGCCGAGUGAGUUUUUCAGAUUUUCCCUCGGUGAAAUUAUCUGAAACUUUGCAUUCAGAUGCAAGACGGAGGCGUUCGAUUUCAUCGAAUCGAUUCUGGAAGAAAAUGACUGGCGACGGUGGAAAUUGGUUGGCGUCGGAGAAUGCGGCAUCGACCUUUACAAGUACUACUCGGCUUUUUUUUUCUUUUAGCAAGUUUCAACUAAAUUAGAGAAAUUUAAUCGAACAGAGAAGCUUUUAAAUGAUGAAUAUUAGAUCUUCUGGCCAACACUUUUAUAUUUGUUCUUCCAGAAGUGAAGCGUCUCUGCAAGCGCAGAGAUACACGUUCCAACAACAGAUCUCGCUGGCCCUCAAGUACGAAAAGACGCUCGUUGUGCACUGCCGAUCGGCCGACAAGUACAAGGCCGCCGAAGACGAAUGUAUCAAAGCAAUCAUCACGGUGAUUCUCUUGUGGAAGUUAGAAUAAAAAGAGUUUUUGUUCCAGGAAAUGGACAAAAAGGGCGGAAGUCGUGAACUUCACAUCCACCGGCAUUGCUACACCGAAGAUUGGCCUACGGCCCAAAAAUGGAUCGCCAACUUUCCAAACGUCGUCUUCGGUGCGUAAAGUUUUUUUUUUUCGUCUUCCAAGCAAGCUUUGAAUGAACUACAAAAUAAUUUUUCAUAUUAGACUUUUGAAAAUCGCUCUGCUCUCGAAAAAUCUACUCGAGAACGAAAAUGACGCAAUAUGACGUCAAUAAGUUUGAAGGGGUAUUGUGAAGUAAUUUAUGCGUAAUAUUGCAUUAGAUUACGUCACUUUUUUUUGAAAUCCGUCAUUUUUCCUGUCCAAGUUUUGAGAAUCACGCAGGGUUCAUUUCAAUGUUUCAAAUCCUAGAAGAAAAAAUCGAACUGAAAUGGAGAGAAAAAAAAAGUUUUCCUUCUGGUGAAAUUGAAUAAAAUUGUUGAAAAUGCAAAGUCAGAAAGUGGGAUAACGUCUUUUCUUGUAACUUUGAAGUUUAUAAAAAUUUCAGAAUCUCUAAAUGGAAAGCAUUAUUUAUGAAAAAACUGAUUAUUCAUGAGAAAAAUUAAGUUUUUUAAUCGAGACUGUGCUUUAUCUUCAUUUUCCAGGUUUCACACCGGGAAUCGAGAACUUUUCCGAGAAUCAAUUGGAGGCAGUUCGACGGUUGCCGAUGAAUAAGAUAAUCCUCGAAACGGAUGCUCCCUACUUCAAACCUCCAAUUUUCGCUGACGCUUCUCCGGCUAAAAUCGCCCUUCCAGGAAUGGGUAAGCUCCAAUUUAUCCUCAUCUUCGAACAAUUUCUUUUUGCAGCCGUUUCCUCCGCCAUAGCGAUCGCUGAGGCCAGAGAGAUGGAACUGGAAGAUGUUCUCAGGCAAUGCUACAAGAACACGCGGCGCGUAUACCGCCUCGAUGAAGAUUCUUAA
Messenger RNA from Caenorhabditis auriculariae, 8266 nucleotides. The record is from the annotation of a GenBank genome assembly. NCBI's taxonomy places the organism in Eukaryota, Metazoa, Nematoda, Chromadorea, Rhabditida, Rhabditidae.